Molecule: messenger RNA, 444 nt
Organism: Oldenlandia corymbosa var. corymbosa
Lineage: Eukaryota; Viridiplantae; Streptophyta; Magnoliopsida; Gentianales; Rubiaceae
Source: the annotation of a GenBank genome assembly
AUGGUGUUUGGUUGCUCUCUGGCUGCUAUAACUGAAGUGUCGUUCAAUUUUGGAGGUUUGUGGGGUGCCAUGAUAAGCGAUGUAGGGUUUGUCUUGAGGAACAUUUAUUCCAAAAAGGGUUUGCAGAAUUGGAAUGAAGUGGAUGGACUGAAUUUGUAUGGGUGGAUCGGUAUUAUCUCAUUCUUAUAUCUGUUUCCAGUGGCUAUCUUUGUUGAUGACUCUCAACGGGCCAGAUUGCAGUCAUCUUAUCAAGCACUAGAUGAUAUUAGCCCCCUCACAUUCUCUGUGGGAAACACAAUGAAGAGGGUGGUGGUAAUUGUUGCUACAGUGUUGGUUUUCAGAAAUCCAGUGAGGCCACUUAAUGCUCUUGGUUCUGCCGUUGCGAAGUUUGGGACUUUCCUGUAUUCACAAGCUACUGCUAAAAAGCCUAAGAAACAAGCCUAA